Dermacentor silvarum is the source of this 9327-nucleotide messenger RNA. RefSeq names its product calcium-activated potassium channel slowpoke (gene slo). Gene Ontology annotation, biological process: transmembrane transport; potassium ion transport. NCBI's taxonomy places the organism in Eukaryota, Metazoa, Arthropoda, Arachnida, Ixodida, Ixodidae. Gene Ontology annotation, molecular function: large conductance calcium-activated potassium channel activity. The transcript has 30 exons. The coding region runs from base 129 to 3755 and encodes 1208 amino acids. Gene Ontology annotation, cellular component: postsynaptic membrane. The record is from RefSeq and is a predicted model, not a curated record.
GAUCCCGACGACGGGCUGCCGCCAGCGAGCAGCGGCCGCGAGGAGCUACGAGCGAAGCGUGCGAGCCCGCUGGGCCGCCAGCGCGAAUGUGCGCCUUCUGAUGCGCGGCGUGACGAGCACGAGCAGCGAUGGCUUCUGCCGAGGCGACGUCGCCCGCGCCCAACAUGUCGCCGGGCGAGCUGGAGUGCAUGCGGGAGCGGAAGUGGUGGUGCUUCCUGCUCUCCAGCAUCUUCACCUUCCUGGCGGGCCUCUUCAUUAUCCUGAUCUGGCGAGCCCUGGCCUUCCUCUGCUGUCGCAAGGAGAAGGCAGGCGCCUACAGUCCCGGGGCACCAAAGCAGCCGACCGCCAAGAAAGCAGCCCCGGGCGCCGCCGACGCCAAGCGCAAGGGCGGGGAAGGGGCCGCCGAAAUCGGGUUCAUGACGGAGGCCAAGGACUGGGCAGGGGAACUCAUCUCGGGACAGACCACCACAGGCAGGAUACUGGUAGUCCUGGUGUUCCUGUUAAGCAUAGCAUCUCUCAUAAUAUAUUUCAUUGACGCUUCGAGCCGUGAAAACAUACACGGUCCUCACGACAUGAUCCAACAUAAUGAAAAACAACAAAGAUACCAAGACGGAGUUGAGAAAUGCCAGUCUUGGUCGACGAACACAACGCAGCAAAUAGAUCUAGCUCUGAAUAUAUUCUUCAUGGUCUAUUUUUUUAUACGUUUCAUUGCGGCCAGCGAUAAGUUAUGGUUCAUGUUGGAGCUAUAUUCAUUUGUUGAUUACUUCACCAUUCCGCCGUCCUUUGUUUCUAUCUACUUAGACCGUACAUGGAUUGGCCUCCGUUUUCUGCGAGCCCUGCGAAUGAUGUCUGUCCCAGACAUCUUGCAGUACCUGAACGUCCUCAAGACAAGCAGCUCUAUCCGACUCGCCCAGCUCGUCUCCAUCGUCAUCAGCGUCUGGCUGACUGCCGCGGGAAUUAUCCAUUUGUUGGAGAAUUCUGGCGACCCUCUGGACUUCGCCAAUGCUCGCAAGUUGACGUACUGGGAGUGUGUGUACUACCUUAUCGUAACAAUGUCCACUGUGGGUUAUGGUGACGUAUACUGUCAGACAACACUGGGACAAGUCUUCAUAGUACUCUUCAUACUGGUUGGCUUGGCCGUGUUUGCCAGUUGCAUUCCUGAGAUUCUAGAGUUGAUAGGGACUAGGCCCAAAUAUGGCGGCGAGUACAGGCGGGAGCAUGGGAAAAGGCACAUUGUCGUGUGUGGACACAUCACCUAUGAAUCUGUGUCCCACUUCUUGAAAGAUUUCCUCCAUGAGGACCGAGAAGAUGUAGAUGUAGAGGUAGUUUUUUUACACAGAAAACCUCCAGACCUCGAGCUGGAAGGUCUGAUAAAAAGGCAUUUUACAACAGUGGAGUUCUUUCAAGGCAGCGUCAUGAAUCCAAUUGACUUGCAACGAGUCAAGGUCCACGAGGCAGAUGCAUGUUUGGUGCUGGCAAACAAGUACUGUCAGGACCCGGAUGCAGAGGACGCUGCCAACAUCAUGAGAGUCAUCUCCAUUAAAAACUAUUCUGAUGACAUCAGGGUCAUCAUUCAGCUGAUGCAGUAUCACAACAAGGCUUACUUGCUGAAUAUCCCCAGUUGGAACUGGAAACGGGGAGAUGACGUGAUAUGCGUGUCGGAGCUGAAACUCGGCUUCAUUGCACAAAGCUGCCUGGCCCCCGGUUUUUCAACCAUGAUGGCCAACCUGUUUGCUAUGAGAUCCUACAAAACGUCUCCUGACAUGCCCGCAUGGCAAAACGAUUAUCUGUGCGGCACAGGAAUGGAGAUGUACACCGAGAGCUUAUCCGCCUCUUUUACAGGCAUGACCUUUCCUCAGGCAGCCGAGCUUUGCUUUGUGAAAUUAAAACUGCUACUUUUGGCCAUUGAGGUCGCUGUUGAUGAUGGUUCAGAUUCCAAGAUUGCCAUCAAUCCCAAGAAGAAAAUAAAGAUUACUCUUAACACUCAGGGGUUUUUUAUUGCUCAGUCUGCAGACGAAGUGAAAAGGGCAUGGUUUUACUGCAAAAACUGCCACGAAGACAUCAAGGAUGAAAAGCUCAUCAAGAAGUGCAAGUGCAAGAAUCGUAAGUUUGGUCUGUUUAAAAAGGGUGUCAGGGCAGUACAGGCAGUUAGUCGAGCAAAUGAAGGUCUGCAUAACUCCAAUGUUCCCACUUUCACACCACCCGAAAUACCCAAGAGAGUCAAGCUACGAGUUGAAGAAGAAAGCUUUACCUACACGGCCACUCAGCCUCAAGUGGGCAACAACAACGACCAGAACCGCGUGAGCUCUGCACCGAAGCCAAAGCCAAGUACAAAAAAACACGACCAGAGCAAUUCGCUGACAUCGCCCAACGAGCGCGGAGGACGCUCUGCUCCCCCAUCCUACGCCAGUCCUGUCUCUGACACUUCCCACGUCACGCGGACGGCUGCGCCCGACAUGUUUGCUGGCUUACACCUUGCCUAUGAGGUCAAAAAGCUCAUGCCCACGAGCCGGGGUACCAAUGGCACCGGGAACUCGCAGAACGAGAAGCCCUUCCCAGUGGGCCUGUCAGACGAUCAGGCGAAGGAUUUCGAGAAGACCGAGAUGAAGUACGACUCCACUGGAAUGUUCCACUGGUGCUCGGCACGCCCCAUCGAGGACUGCAUACUGGAUCGAAACCAGGCGGCAAUGACUGUGCUCAACGGCCAUGUGGUUGUGUGUUUGUUUGCUGAUCCCGAUUCUCCACUAAUAGGGUUGCGUAACUUAGUAAUGCCACUUCGUGCCAGCAACUUUCACUACCACGAACUCAAGCAUGUUGUCAUUGUCGGCAAUGUGGACUACCUGAGGAGGGAGUGGAAGAUGCUUCAGAACCUGCCGAAAAUAUCUGUCCUUAACGGCUCCCCAUUGAGUCGAGCGGACUUGCGAGCGGUGAACAUCAACCUUUGCGACAUGUGUGUGAUAUUAUCUGCAAAGAUCCCCAGCAGCGAUGAUCCCACGCUGGCUGACAAAGAGGCUAUACUAGCCUCGCUCAACAUCAAGGCUAUGACCUUUGAUGAUACCAUAGGUGUCCUUACUCACAAUCCCAAUGGUGCUGAGGGAUUCUCCCCACUGGGUAGUCCCAUUGUGAUGCAACGACGAGGCUCUGUGUAUGGUGCCAAUGUGCCUCUAAUCACCGAGCUCGUAAAUGACACAAAUGUACAGUUUCUGGACCAGGACGACGAUGAUGAUCCAGACACAGAGCUCUACCUAACGCAACCCUUUGCCUGCGGUACCGCUUUUGCUGUUAGCGUGCUCGACUCAUUAAUGAGCACUACAUACUUCAACGCGAACGCGCUGACCUUGAUACGGUCACUGAUUACGGGUGGCGCAACCCCUGAGCUGGAGUUGAUCCUGGCCGAGGGAGCAGGCCUUCGCGGAGGCUACAGCACACCAGAGUCCUUAGCCAACAGGGACCGGUGCAGAGUCGGGCAGAUCUCCCUCUACGACGGACCCCUGGCUCAGUUUGGGGAGGGCGGCAAAUACGGCGACCUCUUCGUAGCGGCUCUCAGGAGCUACGGAAUGCUCUGCGUGGGCCUGUACAGGUUUCGGGACACGAGCUCCUCUGGCGAGGCGUCCUCGAAACGGUAUGUCAUCACCAACCCCCCAGCAGACUUCACCCUGCUGCCGACGGACAUGGUGUUCGUCCUGCUGCAGUUCGACCCCGGGCUGGAGUACAAGCCCAACCGGGCCGAGGAGCCAAAGGACGACAACUCUUGACUCCUGCUGUGUAGCGCUUUGACUGACGGGCCUUACUCCUUCAUCUAAACAGACAACACUCCACCCUGCUGCUUGCCUCCCACGGUGUGGACGGAGAUGGGGCAAACGGAAUCCGACACCGUACACCCAAAUUGCACACUACAGCGAACGCCGCGCACAUAUCCUAAGGAGCACUCUGACCCACUGCAAAGUCGUUGCAGAGGCUUCUGAAGUCGGGGCUUUUCUUGGCUGAUUUUUUCUCAUUGAGACCCCGAAUGACGCACAGAAGUGGCCUUGUAGCUUAGUUAGGCAUUACACUGUGGGGGGAGGCUUCUCUCUGUUCCUUUUCUUUCGAGGUGUCGACUUUGGAACAACGAAAAUCUUAAGCAGCCCUGUGGAGGCACCUGCCGCAUGCGUGCUCUAGGCAGCCGCGAUCCCUUGUGGGCCUUACACCUAGUCACCCUUCGGAGCAGGCCUCUUGAUCGUACAGUGUGAGGGCCUCCCAGGACGGACACGCAGAAAGGCUGCCCCGAACUCUGCAGGUGUUCCCCGAGAGUACCAGAAACAAAGGAUCUUAUACGAUGACAUGCAAAGCUGGCAGCAACCUGUCGAGCCCACUGCUUCCUUGUCACUCGUCGUCGGCGGCACAAGGAGGCAGGUAUCUUCAAAGUAUCUUCUAGGAACCUAGGGGCAUCUCACGCAAUUCGCCACUUAAUGAAAAGGACACACUACGCAGCAUGUGGUGUCGGCAGUGCCCAUCGUUCGCGAUGCCAGGCAAUGCGCGCACACACACACAGACACACACACACACACACACACGCAUGAACACAGGAGGAAUAACUCAAGGGUCGUCUGUUGAGGUCGCUACACGGUUAACGAAUGCAUUGGAAAUGCCUGAAAACGUGCAAAGUGCAACGCUGCCUUCGCAGCACACAUGAAACAAGAGGUCCGACUUGGGACGAACGUCUCGUUUCAACACUCGCUCUGCAUGUCUACUUCUCUGUCCUUCUCUGUUCCCGACUCUCUGCAAUACAAGUGUUUGUUUUGUGUUAAAAGCUUGUACAUUUGACAUACGUCCUGACGCGACCGCCGCGUCGCGCUCUUUGUACGAAAAGGUUCAUAUUUUAUGUACGAGUCAAAGAUUGUUGAAAUCUCUUUAGUUGCAUUGUUUCCAAGCGGAAGCACGUGGUGUACAGUAGUGUUGUAAAGUGAGCAAGUUAAUGCUGAACACUAUGAAGAAGGCUUAACAAUGUGUAACAUACCUUUUUGUGUAUAGAAGUGUACAUAAGCACCGCAGCGGGCAUUGACCCGCUUGUGCAUUCGGCCCGAAGCGAGAGGCGUAACUUGUGACGUGGUCUGUUUUUUCUCCAUGCAGCCUUACAUUUUUCAACGUUCGGUUUCACGUUUCGCAUCAAUGUUAGCUCAAGGUCACACCGACAAGAUCACGUGCUAUGCUGCGUAGUUACUACGACGCAGUGCUCCACUCGGCAAGCCCCCCUCCCGCUGCGGCGGUGCCGCCGCACGCGAAGGGUGUUGCGCGGCGGACGGGCGACGCGUGCACGGCCAACGACCAACUGAAUGUACAACAAAGCGUAGAUACUCGAGCGGCGCGCCGCUCCGGAAGCCGCCGGCCGAGGAGUGGCGCUGGCCGACUGUAAGCACCUUCUUUUUAGCGGUCAAUGCGUGGUUUUCGCUGGCCACCUCAGCGACCGUCCCCCCGUUGCAAUCGGGACUCGGAACUUUCGAUUUGGGUUCCGUAUUAUGUAUUUUGCCUUAUGCACCCCCCCUCGGAUCUGCAUUUCCGCCUGAAAAUAAAAUCCUGUACACGCAAAAGAAAAAAAAAAAGCGAAAAGAAAAAAAGAAAAAAAAAAGGCUGCUGACGUUUGACGCCGAGCUCACUCGGAGUGUCUUUUCUCUGUACUUUUUUGUUCCUCGUUGUUGGUGCGAGAGGCGUACACGAGGGAGGGUACGUGGAGGGGCGAGUUAUUUCCUACCGGUAGCUGCGUAGGGCACUGCGCAGCGCAGUGCUGAGAAAGAGAACAUGUCUCUCUGCGGUAUAAACACAGACACUAGACAAUCCAUGCAUGUUGUGAUUUUUCAUUGAACGAUACUAUGUUGCAAACUCUUUUUAUUCUCAUUACACACGAGGGGGCUCAUUUAUCCUGUCGCGUGGAUGCCCCAGAGGAAAGCCGUUCGGUACUUUGUGACGCGAGAGCGAGUAGUUGAGGCGCCAGGGAGCGCGCCGGCUUCUCGUUGACAGUGUGUCAAACUUGAGCAGCAAGGGUCGCUUUCACUAUAUAUUUAAUUUGUGUGCUUUGUGUCAUUUUCUGCGCUCUGUUUAUGGCGCCCUCAUUUUACACUACUUGGGCUAACCGAUUUCACCUGUGUGUGCAUGCUCACUCUUGGCUAAUGUUGUGGAGAUUUUGCUUGCUAAAACUGAACCAGCGGUCUUUUGUUGUCAUACCUUAGUAUUAUUUUUAUUUUUUCGUGCGUGUGCACAUGACGUUGGUGGCCUAUCUGCUGCUGCUUCUGCUGCUGCUGCAUGUAAGCUUAAAGGAAUUGUCGGUUGACUACAACUGCCACAGAUGGCAUUUCGUUGUUUUUUAAAGGAAUCUGGCCACGCGAUUGCCUGUCGUGUGUCCGCUUUUACUGCAGUGUUGCUUCGUCGUUAAUCUGCUGUGACGCAACGAGCUUGACGCGUUAAGUAUGCCAGCGUCUUGAAUAGUUUAAGUCUAGUGACUCGCAAGCGCUGUGACCAUUGGAAUAGUGAAGAGACGACGGCGACACCGAAGCUUCGUUUAUUGACUUUUUUUUUUAAAGUGAACACGCGUUCGAUCUAGAUCUCCGAGGGUAUGGUACGACGUGCACCCCCGCCGUGGGAGACGCUCCAUCAUGCCGCAAGGCUCCGUGCGUUUCUUGCUCCCGUGACCGAGAGGUCUUCACGCCGGUGGAUUAACGAAUAUUAAAAAUCGCGACAUCGCUCCGCAAAUUUGAGGGUCAAUAUUGACUGUGCAGAACGAUUUUGUCAGCGAAGAAGCGCGAAGUUUGAUAGUAACGGAAUGCACUCAACGUACACACGGCCCAUGACGAGUAAUUGUAUACGCGUGUAUCACUGCAAUGCACUAAGUGUUUCCAGGUACAGUGACGCUGUAUGAAGAAAAAAAUAUAUUUAUACACACACGUCAAGCUUUUCUUUUUUCUACGAGGCCAGGAGCUCGGCUGUAACAAACAAGGUGCGUCCGUAUGCACUGAAGACUCCGUGGUGCCGCGGAGAAGGCGAAAAAUCGAGGCAGGUGGCACGGUGUUAGCUGACGGCCACCAACAGUCGUGCCAGUGCAAGAUGGGCGCUCUUGUGCGUAUAGCCUACGGUGAAUUAUUCUACGCGCUGCUUAGCCGCAUAACGCCUUGUAUAACUUCAAACACGACUGCUGUGGCAGAGAAGUCUCUAUCGUGCUGCUUAAAUUUUGUUUCUUGUACGAAGCCGCGUCGACAUCGAUAUCUUGAGCCAGGAAAAACAAAUGGAAGAUAUAUGUUGGUUCCUUCCGCUUUAUUUGAUAAAUGGUCGGCGAGUUGAAGUCACUUAUGAGCGCCGUAUACGCUAUUCUCUCGGAUAAGCUACGCGGAGUCGGCGCCUGUAGGGCGCAGUGGGAUGAUGUAGGCACCGCUUACCUCCAUCGAGCUUACUUGUCAUUGCAGCGCCCGCACCUUGUUAGGGCGCAGUCCGACCGUCAAUUGCUCUUGUUGCGAUCACGAACAAGACGUCAUGGUCUAUGAGAUCAUCAUUACCGCCGUGCCGUGUGUGCGUGCGCACAUGCAUGUAUAUCGAGGGCCGUCAUUGUGUGGCUGAAUACAUUGGGCAUCAACUAUUGCAGUUAAGUACAUUGCAGCGACAGAGACCACCAAUUGUGCGUGCUUGCUGACUGGCAGCAGCAGGCAUCGAGCGCAGACUACUAGGAGCAUCCUCUCUUCCGUUGCGCGUGUUUCAGUCUCCCUUCGGGCACCCUCCGUACAGACGUUUAUUAGGCGGCGGGGCGGCACGACUGGUGAACGCAACGUGCUCGGGACAGUACUUAAUUCUGUUCAUUUUGUUUUAAGCCAGAGGGUUCUCACUUUACCGAUGUUUUCUCAGCCCGAAGAUUACCAGUGCCCGCUUAAAUUUUCUCCCACUAAACUGCAAGGCCCAAAAAAUGUUAGCUCGAUUACUCAUCUUGUAAAUGUUUCUCCCACGAGCAUAAUAAACAUCUGCAUUUAAAUGUUUGUGAGUCACAAUCUUUUUUUUUUCUUCUUCCUGUUGUUUGUUGGUUGGUUGGUUGUUUGCCUGUUGGUGUGCCGCUGCGGCUGUAGCAUGCUGCCUCGCCUUUGUUUUCUAGAGUUGUGGUGUGUAUGUCGGUGUGAAUGUUCCCCGUUUCUCUCGCUCUCUCUUUUUCUCACACCCUGCCGGCGGGUCUGCGUAGUGUUUAUCGUUGAACCCGUUCUGCACGGGGGCCGCUCCGCUUAGCUCUCGUUCGCUACUUCAGACCUGCAGCUCUCGAAAGUGUACAUAAGCAUACCGAGUAUGGCGGCCUGAAAACUGCUUUGUGACUGUGACGCACUUUGAACAUAAAAAAAAAGACAACACCAAAUUAGUUGUGAAAUCUCUCUCUUUUCCUCUAAACCUUUCUUUUUUAUUGUAAGUAGCAGACAUGCGCCCCCUUUGAGAUGCGAAGCACGUAAGCUGUCUUCACCUGACUGGGCACCAACCGCAUUUUUCACGUGUUUAUUACCUACCACUGCACUGGGACCCUUCUCUUUUAUUAACGAGUACAAGGAGGAAAAGAGCAAGAGAGAUUUGACAACGAUCUGAACCCCGGUUCCGCUUCUGUCCAGCACCACCAAAUAAGAUCCCUCCACAGAAGCGGAAACAGGGCACCACAUUUCCGCCUAACUUAGCGCGGUCAAUUCGAACCGAUUGGAGCUUUGUGUGCGUCGAAGAGAGUGCGUCACAGAACCAAGCGUAUACAUAUAGUAUAGACCACUGUGCGAUUAUGCUGCAUUGAUGGUGCAUGUGAUAAUGAGUGCAUAAACAUGAAAGGAAGUAUUUUCCCAUGUUUGUGUGCUAGUUGGUGUGUUGUGCAUUUGUUUGAGUUUGUCCUUUCACUGCGUUAAAGCCCACACCACCACAGGCUUGACUUGAAUUCCCAACACCAGCAAUUGGGAACUUAGGUCAGCCUUUGCACACGAGGACACCCGCCCAGUCAGGUGAAGAACACAUUGUGCACGCAAUGGCCUCAAGUUCGUUCAGCCACAUGUCUGCCACUUACACUUACCACACUUCUCUCUCAAUGUCCACGCCUCUACAUUUUGUUAUUUCCUUUAGUUUCUUCUUCCUGUAAAGUACGUUCGCGGUAGCAACGUCUCUCCUGUGAUUAUUCUUUCACACGCUCUAUCACUCUGCAUCUUUCCUUUCAUGUGCUGUCUGCGUCUCUCUCUCUCUCUCUCUCUCUUGCAUUCGAUGUACGUCUAUAGUACACUUGCAGCCUCAUGCCGUUUUGUUGCUCCUUCACUGUACUUGUCUUAAGUUGUACUUGCAAUAAAUGUUGGUUUACCGUCGUCA